This is a messenger RNA of Xiphophorus hellerii (green swordtail), 1379 nucleotides long. It is a transcript of the gene h2az2a, whose product is annotated as H2A.Z variant histone 2a. Lineage: Eukaryota; Metazoa; Chordata; Actinopteri; Cyprinodontiformes; Poeciliidae. Gene Ontology annotation, molecular function: DNA binding; protein heterodimerization activity; structural constituent of chromatin. Gene Ontology annotation, cellular component: nucleosome. The transcript has 5 exons. The record is from RefSeq and is a predicted model, not a curated record. The coding region runs from base 132 to 518 and encodes 128 amino acids.
UGGCUGGCCUGGCUCCCACGAGGGGUCGCAAGCAAAAGAUUUGCAAAAGGGUUUAUUGUUUCUUUGCUUUCGGGAGCUGAAAUUGUUUGCUACCCCUCAGUUCUUCAAUCAAAUUUCCAGACGAAAAUAAAAUGGCAGGAGGAAAGGCAGGAAAAGACAGCGGGAAAGCCAAGGCCAAGGCGGUGUCGCGCUCCCAGAGGGCUGGGCUGCAGUUCCCAGUGGGUCGUAUCCACAGACACUUGAAGACUCGCACAACCAGCCACGGCCGCGUCGGAGCCACAGCGGCCGUCUACAGCGCCGCCAUCCUGGAGUACCUCACCGCUGAAGUACUAGAGUUGGCAGGAAACGCCUCCAAAGACUUGAAGGUGAAGCGUAUCACUCCCCGCCACUUGCAGCUGGCGAUCCGCGGCGAUGAGGAGUUGGAUUCUCUCAUCAAAGCAACGAUUGCUGGUGGAGGUGUCAUCCCUCACAUCCACAAAUCCCUCAUCGGGAAGAAGGGCCAGCAGAAGACUGCGUAGACGCCUCGUUGACCGGAAAUUUGGGGGCUUGGGCUUUGUUCGGACCAGGAGUUCACAUUUGUUCUUUUCUGUUAUUAAUAUUAUAGCAAACGAAGAGUGAUUGUUAGACUUUGUGUUGGUAUAUUUCUCCCGUAAAUAGUUAAAAGUACAGAAAACCCCCUUAACUGCAGUAAAUCCUUUUUUAUGUCAUUGUAGUCCGUUUGACUGGGGAGUUCAUGAUUAUUGAAAUGACCGUGAAUUUGUUUGAUUGGCCUGGGAAUAUGUGAUGUUUUAUACUGAAAUUGUUUAAAAAAAAAAAAACGUUUUUUAUAUAAAGAAAAUCUUGUUUUGUGGUUAUUUUUCCUAAAGUUACAAUAUUUCCUAUAACCUGUUUUUUUUUGUUUCUUUUUAAAUGAUGGUUGAUUUGGUAACAGCAGCUAAAUGUGACAUUUUUGCUUCUAUUACUGUAACAUUUUUGAACUGCACAGAGAUGCCGUUUUUCUUUUUGCAUCAUAAUAUCAAUGAACACGUACUGUACCAGUCUGCUACAGUGUUUUAUUUUUUUGUGAAUGUUUACAGUGUUUAAAACUUGUAAAACUUGAAACUCCGUAUUGACAGAUGUGAUCUGGGAACACUGAGCGAACAGUGUUUGGUUUUUCUCCUCCGGUUCGCCGCGUCGUUCCGACGCUGCAGCCGAACGCCAGGAAACCAGAGAGAAGAUCAAAACUUCUACCUGCAGAUUUCUAUGUAUUGGCAGACCGAACUGUCCUCGCAUGUCCAUUUCAUUUUAUUUUUAAACGACUCGAAGCGUUUUCUAAUAGUUGCGUGUUCAGGACAAUGACUGCAUAUUUUAUCUUUUAAAUAAAUACCCUUGACAUGUUG